Molecule: messenger RNA, 3203 nt
Organism: Condylura cristata (star-nosed mole)
Lineage: Eukaryota; Metazoa; Chordata; Mammalia; Eulipotyphla; Talpidae
Gene: CARD6
Product: caspase recruitment domain family, member 6
Exons: 3
Coding region: 1-3096 (1031 amino acids)
Biological process (GO): regulation of apoptotic process
Source: RefSeq, a predicted model, not a curated record
AUGGCUUCCGAGAGUGCUCUAUCAGAGAUCAUAGAAAGAGAAAGAAAAAAAUUAGUUGAAAUCCUCCAACAAGAUCCUGAUUCAAUCUUAGAUACACUAACUUCUCGGGGACUGGUUUCUGAUGAAGAGUAUGAGUCUCUGGAGAAUAUUCAAGAUCCUCUGAAGAAAAGUAGAAAGUUGUUAAUUUUGGUGCAGAAGAAGGGGGAAGUAAGCUGUCAGCAUUUUCUCAAGUGUUUGUUUAAUGCUUUUCCAGAGUCAACUUCCAUUCAGGAUUUAAGGCACGAAUUUUUAAAACAUGAGAAUAUAGAACCACCUCUUCAGUCCAUGGGUGUAGGCAAAUAUUCCGAAGAUUGUUUUUACCCUGCAGGAAAACAGUCUGAGAAUCCUGAGAUCACAGUUACCUUAAAAGAUAAAUAUGUAGAUUCUGGCAACUUCAAGGACAAUAAAAGUAUUUACAGGGAAACCGCUUUGUCCGAAAGAGUAAAUGAGAAGGAUUAUAACUCACCCCAAAUCACAGUGCCAUAUUUGGCUGAGAAUGUUGAAUAUGAAGUUCCAGCAACUAUUGAGUAUUUACAAGAUGGACAAAGAUAUGAACAGCCAGAUGAUUCUUUAUACUUAGGAAAAGAGGACUACCUAGGAACUACUGAAUAUUCUGAAGAUGCAGACACCACUGUGGAUGAAGAGAAUAAUGAUAACCUAGAGAACAUUGUCUAUGAUGGUGAAGAGGACUCUGCAUAUUCAGAAACCACAGAGUACUCUGAUGAACAUUGUGAAGAAUCAGAACACAGCAUAUCACUGGAGGAGGAGGAGAAACGUAUAGAAGAGAGAAAAGAGGUGUUUAAAGAAGUCCUGUCAUGUCUGAACAUAGAUAGGAGCAGAAAGCUUCUGCCAGAUGUUAUCAAACAAUACUCCUUAGAUCGAGGGGAGAAGUGGAUACCUAAGACUCCAGGAGACUUAGUUUGGAAUUUCCUGAUGAAAGUUCAGGCACUGGAUGUGAAGGCCAGAGAUUCAGUACUCACCCUCAGGGCUCUGGAUGAGGACAGCAAAGGGGACUUGUUGACCGCAGAGGAGAAUUUGGAAAUCAGAGGUAUCCAAGCCAUUAACCCCCUUGACGUCCUUUGUGCUGCUAUGCUGUGCGCUGAUGGUUCUUUGCAACGUGAAGUCAUGUCAAACAUGUAUCAGUGCCAGUUUGCUCUCCCCCUGCUGCUGCCAGAUGCAGAAAAUAACAAAGUCAUCUUAAUGCAAGGAGCCAUGAGAGGCAUCGUGAAGGAGUCAGCACAGGCAUCCGGAGGGCCUCCAGAGGAUACAGAGAAGCUUCUGGCACACACAAAGAUGCCUGUUAUUUCUUUUGUGCGUCUAGGCUACUGUAGCUUUUCCAAAUCCAAAAUCCUCAAUAGGCUGCUUAGCUCUGCUGGACAGAAAUCACACGAAAUCUUUCUCCAUUCGGAUUUGCCAGCUCAGGUACUUCCCCGGCAAAUCUCUGAUGGCCUGGUUGAGAUAACAUGGUGUUUCCCUGACAGCGACCAUCUAAAGGCAAACCCUAGUUUUUUUCAAAAGCCUGUUGCUCUAACCAACCUUCAUGGAGAUCUGGAAAGUUUUUGGACACAGUUUGGUUUCUUGAUGGAAAUUUCCUCAGCUGUGUUUUUUUUCACUGACUGCCUAGGUCAGAAGGAAUGGGACCUGCUAAUGUUUUUAAGUGAAGAAGCCAUCGACAGAUGUUAUUUUGUCCUCAGUGCCCAGGCCAGGGAGAGUGAAGAGGCUGAGAUUUUCCAGAGAAUCUUGAAGUUGAAGGCAGCACAGCUACUGUUUUGGGAGGAGGAAGGGGCUGAGGAGACAGGGAAGAACAUGGAAUUUCUGCAAGCUGCCCUCCAGGAAGUGAUGUCCUCUUCACUUACAUGUGUGUCACUAGAGGACAUGGCCUCUCUGGCCUGGGAGUUGGGGGUUCAGGUAGACCAAGACUUUGAGAAGAAGGAAGAAAUUCCUAUUGUCCUUAGUGAGGGUGUGGCUGCAAUAGAUGAAGAUGAGAAAGAACAAAGACAUGAUGAGUCACAAAGUCCAUCUGAAAGUUCAGUUGAGAUGCCUGCAAAAGAGCCUUGUGGUCAAAAUGUCCACAUUAUCCAAGUAUUCAUGCCUCAGCUGGCAAUCUCCAAUCCUGCACCACCCAUACCAGGAGGUAACCUUAACUGUGUUUCCUGGCGAGCCCCCAGGGCCAUGGGCUCCCCCUUUUGGUCAGGCCAGAGGUCAAAGUGGUUCCGGCCUUUGCCCUUUCAGAAUCCAAGGGCCCCCAGUCAAGGUAAAUGUUUUGGGAGAUUUUACUCAGGUAAAAGUUUCAUAAAAUUUCCCCAACCUGAUCAGGGAUGUCACCAGACAGGAACCUUUGAGAGGCCACAAAGACACGUCUCUCAACACACGCAAGCCUGGCUUAAGAGACCACCCACAAUGGGAGCUCUUCAGUGGUCUGAGGCAGCAGUUCCACAGGUGAGACACUCCCAUUUCCAAGGUUCUCAGCCUGCAGGAGCAACUGGAAAACAUACGAGAACACCAUACCAUAUUAAACCUCAUCCUCCAGCCUUCUCACCAGCCCAAAGCAAAUUUGGACCCAGGUUUGAGUUCAAAUCUAAUCAGCCUAAGCCACCCCAGGUGACGCACCCCCAGCAUAAACCCUCCCAACCUCAACCCACUCAAACAAAACCCACUCAGUCCCAGCUCUCCCGCACAAAGUAUUUUCCAUUAAAACCUGCUCAGCCAAAGUCAUGCCAGCCCCCGUCCUCCCAACCUAAGCCUCCUCAGCCCCUGUCCUUCCAAUGUAAACCUCGUCAGCCCCCCUCCUCCCAACCUAAGCCUCCUCAGCCCCCGUCCUCCCCAUCUAAGCCAUCUCAGACUCAGUCUUCCCAAUCUAAACCUUGUCAGCACCACCCCACCCAUGCUAAACCCUCUUCAUCUAAAUGUACCCAGCACCACCCAUGUGGCAGCCAGUCCUCCCAGCCUAAGCUUUCUCAGCACAGACCCACCCAACCCAAGUCAUCAAAGACGAGUCCUUCACAGGCUAAGGCAUACUACCGAAAAGCAGGGCCAACGAGGGUAGGGAAACGUUAAACUUUACUUCAGAAACCUGUGGAGCAUGUCCUUGCCCAGAUAUUCCUGAAGAAGAGUUGCAAUGAUGGUCAGCAACUGUCUUUAGCAAGACACAGACAAAAAGAUAU